This is a messenger RNA of Hydra vulgaris (swiftwater hydra), 566 nucleotides long. Lineage: Eukaryota; Metazoa; Cnidaria; Hydrozoa; Anthoathecata; Hydridae. The record is from RefSeq and is a predicted model, not a curated record.
UCAGAAGUAGGUUAUCUGUUAACCUAGUUAUUAAACAAUACUAAAGCAGUCCAAAUAGGGCUAUAUAACUAUAUUAAAUUAAUUUAUAUAUCAAGUUAAGACUUAUAAUAAAUAGUUUCAAUAAGUACCUAGGUACAUAAUAUCCAUUUAGAAUUAUGAAUACUAGUAAAUCAAAGUCCAAUAAGGGUUCACGUAUGUCUACAAGAGAUUCUUACACUGAGGAGGACAUUAGAAAGGCAAUUGAAGAAGUAAAAAGUGGUGAAAGAACUGCUUCAGAGGCAUCCAAGUUGUACAAUAUCCCGCGCACCACAUUGAGGGACAAAAUAAGUGGUAAAGCGCCUGUUGUAAAAAAGAUGGGCCCACAAACCUACCUUACUGUAGCAGAAGAAAAUGUUUUGGUGAAUUUUAUUGUUAGCGCACAGAAACGUGCCCACCCUGUUACCAAAGAAACCAUUAUGUCAUUGGUAACUAGUCUUCUUUCGGAUGAAAGGUUACUUAUGGAAGUAAAUAGAAACCGUCCCUUUCAAUUUGGAAGAUCAGGUACUCGACAGCCAGGGAAUAAAUAG